Xyrichtys novacula (pearly razorfish) is the source of this 945-nucleotide messenger RNA. The record is from the annotation of a GenBank genome assembly. NCBI's taxonomy places the organism in Eukaryota, Metazoa, Chordata, Actinopteri, Labriformes, Labridae.
AUGUGCAUCAAUUUUUUUGGGGGCCAGCUGACCCUAACAAUCAUUGUUGCCUAUGCACCAACAGAGGUCGCAGACGACGAGACAAAGAACGCAUUCUUUGAUCAGCUACAUCAGGUCAUCCUGCAGGUUCCCCCACAUGACAUCACUAUUGUCCUCGCAGACUUCAAUGCCACCGUCUCCUCUGCCUCACGGGACCCGCAAACCAAAAACAUAAUUGGUCCAGAAUCUCCAGAUCCCAUCACCAACAACAACGGCGACCGCCUCCAGCAUUUAUGCAGUGCCGGUGGCCUAUCCAUCGUAGACACGUGGUUCCCCAGGAAAAACAUACACAAAUGGACAUGGUACAGCAAUGAUGGCAAAACCUGCAAGGCUUUAGAUCACAUCAUCAUCUCCAGCCGAUGGAAAUCCAGUGUUACCAACUGUCGUAUGUACCGUGGUGCCCAGCUAGGCAACAUGGACAAUCGAUUACUGGUUGCCCAGCUGAGACUGAAAUUAAAGGCUGUUCCUUCAUCACGGGCACCACCAAGAGUGAGAUCUUCCCAUCUCCAGGAUCCAACCAUCACCUCAGCAUUUACCAGCUCCAUCUCCAACCGGUAUAAUACCCUGGCCAGAGAAGAACUCACCAACUGGAAUCUGUUUGUGUCUACUCUAAAACAGGCAGCUGCUGACUCCAUCCAACGCCCCCACCAUACACCUAGGCGUCCCUGGAUAUCACCAACAACCCUAGAAAUCAUAGAGCUCCGCAGAGCCGCCCGUCUCAGAGGCGACAUGAUUGAAUACCGUCGCCUUAAUCGCAUACGCAACACCGCGAUACAAGAAGACCGGGAGAGAUUCUGGCAAGGAGAAGCAGAACGCCUGGAGUCCGCCGCAGAAAACAAUAAUUACACCCAAGUAUACCGAACUCAGGGACAUCGAAACCUGUGCAGGCACCAUUUCCUGCAAUGA